Messenger RNA from Amphiprion ocellaris (clown anemonefish), 1613 nucleotides. It is a transcript of the gene mllt11, whose product is annotated as MLLT11 transcription factor 7 cofactor. The record is from RefSeq and is a predicted model, not a curated record. Lineage: Eukaryota; Metazoa; Chordata; Actinopteri; Pomacentridae. Gene Ontology annotation, cellular component: nucleoplasm; cytosol. The transcript has 3 exons. Bases 154 to 414 code for a protein of 86 amino acids. Gene Ontology annotation, biological process: positive regulation of release of cytochrome c from mitochondria; positive regulation of DNA-templated transcription; apoptotic signaling pathway.
UAUUCCGGUAGCUUUGACGCAGCCGCAGAUCUGAUUCCACCUGCAGCAGCAGAAAAGCGGCAUCUGAUCCUCCGGCACCAGAAAGCAGCGGAACAAAGAAGAAAACCACAGAAUCCACUUUUAAUUCGACACUGCAAACAAACAGACUCAGACAUGAUGGAGAAAUCAAACAGCCAAUACGACUCCUUCCUGUUCUGGAGGCAGCCAAUCCCGGCCCUCGACCUGUCCGAGCUGGAGGACCUGGGUUUGAUUGACAGCCAGUCGGCCAAUGGCAGCAAAGGAAAAGACAAGACGUCCCAGAAGUGGAACCGCAACGACGAGGGUGAUCUGUCGGAGUUUUCCUCCUUCAACUACUGGAGAGCUCCGAUCGCUGACGUGGACGCUCUGCUGGCCGACCUCAACCUGCUGCUGUGAACACAUCUGAACCUGACAUCACAUGACCUCUGACCCCAGCAUCACAUGACCUCUGACUCCAACAUCACAUUAAAACAAAAUCCCAAUUCAGAUUAAACUCUUAUCCUGAUUUGGAUUAGACUUUAAUCCCUGUCCAGAUUUAACUCAAGUCUUGAUUCAGAUUUAACUUUAAUCCUGGUUCAGUGUGAUCCUAGCACAGAAUAAAAUCUGAUCCUGAUUUAGAAUUAUCUCAGAUCUUGGUUCAGAUUAAGUGCUAAUCUAGAUUCAGAUUAAACUUCAAUUCUGGUUCAGAUUAAACUCUAAUUCUGGUUCAGAUUAAACUUUAAUCCAGGCUCAGGUUAAACUUCAAUUCUGGUUCAGAUUAAAUUUAUCCUGGUGUAGAUUACAUUUAAAUCCUGGUUUAGAUUUAACUUUAAUCCUGAUUCAGAUUAAACUCUGAAUAUGCAUCAGAUUAAACUCUGAUUCAGGCUCAGAUUAAACUUUAAUCAAGGCUCAGAUUACACUCUAACCCUGGUUCAGAUUACAGUCUGAAUCGGUGAGAAUCAGGUCUUUGCUUUUCACUUUUGUCCAAAUUAAACAAUCUGAAGCUGCUUUUACAGUAAACCUGAUCUUAGACUGUUUACACUGGAAUAAUGAGAAACCAGAUCAGACUGAAGGUUUGAAUCCCUUUUGUGGACAAAAUAACAGAAACGCUGCAUCGAGCUGUUGUUGAUCAAAUAGUUUCAUCAGUGUCUCGUUAACUCAAAUGUAAUGAAUGAAGUCUGUGUGUUUAGAUUAAUAAUUGAGGCCUUAUUUCAUAAUGCUGCUACCUGAACGAAGUCACCUUUAAUUUAUUACAUAAACAUCUGAAGAACAAACCAUCUUUUCACAGCUGGAAACACAAACCAGAUCAGUUCACUUUCACAGUUAAGGGAAAAGGACAAUAAGCCCCUGAAUAUUAUGAGAUGAGGCCUAAAUUUUUUUUCAAUUCUGUUGAGGUCUGAGACCCAAAUUAUGUUUCUUCUGUCGUUCCAUCUGUGCCUUUUUUGUUUUUUCCAGAGCUGCUUUGUUAACAGUCACUGUUACCAUCCGUCCUGAUUAUUUAUGUAAUUAUUUAUGUAUUUAUUGAUUUAUUUAUUAGUGCUGCUGUGUUAGUGAGCGAGCCUCGAACGGACUGCACACCUGCCAACAACAAUAAAGGAAAAAACGUCCUGUUUUGA